CUCAGUUGCUUUACAGAGCUGGACCCUUAAAGACCAUUACUUUAACAUUAAAAAGCUACAAAUGAAGGACGACAUGGUACUUGGACUUCUGUGCACAUUGGCCGAUAACGACGGAAUGCGGGUGACUUUUAAGAAGACGUUCAUAAGAGCUUUAGGAAGUGUUUUUGUUUCUGGUGCAGCUCUAGUUAUCGGUGGAAAGCUGAUGGGUCCCUUCGGCUUGGUUGUGGGUGGUGCCGUCGGUGGACUCGCAGUUUACGUACUUUCGAAAGGUCAAGGAAGGUUCAAGUUGGCUAGUGAAGUUAUUCGGAGUGAUUUAUCGAACAAGCAGCUCCGGGCACUGAAGAACCAUGUGAUGAAGGAUUUACCAUCGGAAAAGGACCAAGAAGUUGUGGCGAUAAUCCUAAUGAACGAUCAUGCACAGUUUCUUGCACUUGAAGCGCUUAAGAAAUAUUUUACAAACUCUUUGGGAUCAAUAAUUCUCAAUAAUAAUUGUGUAAUGCCAAAGAUGUAUAUUAAAAUUGCUGGGGAAGAAAUAUUUUAAAGCCAAAUAAUUAAACACAAAUCGGUUCGCCUGUUAUUGGGGUUCAAACGUGAUCAAAAUCAUGGUUUUUUGUAAAAGUGUAAUCAACAAGUCAACAGGAAAUACUUAUCAAAGCCCUUUUUAAUAAAUGCUUAUAUAUCGAUGA
Molecule: messenger RNA, 686 nt
Organism: Drosophila rhopaloa
Lineage: Eukaryota; Metazoa; Arthropoda; Insecta; Diptera; Drosophilidae
Product: protein C19orf12 homolog
Exons: 2
Coding region: 62-541 (159 amino acids)
Source: RefSeq, a predicted model, not a curated record